AAGUGCCGUUUCGGUUUAAUCUAGUGUGUGACUGGGUCUGUGUGAGGGAGAGAGUGUGUGUGGUGUGGAGGUGAAACGGAGGCAAGAAAGGGGGCUACCUCAGGAGCGAGGGACAAAGGGGGCGUGAGGCACCUAGGCCGCGGCACCCCGGCGACAGGAAGCCGUCCUGAACCGGGCUACCGGGUAGGGGAAGGGCCCGCGUAGUCCUCGCAGGGCCCCAGAGCUGGAGUCGGCUCCACAGCCCCGGGCCGUCGGCUUCUCACUUCCUGGACCUCCCCGGCGCCCGGGCCUGAGGACUGGCUCGGCGGAGGGAGAAGAGGAAACAGACUUGAGCAGCUCCCCGUUGUCUCGCAACUCCACUGCCGAGGAACUCUCAUUUCUUCCCUCGCUCCUUCACCCCCCACCUCAUGUAGAAGGGUGCUGAGGCGUCGGGAGGGAGGAGGAGCCUGGGCUACCGUCCCUGCCCUCCCCACCCCCUUCCCGGGGCGCUUUGGUGGGCGUGGAGUUGGGGUUGGGGGGGUGGGUGGGGGUUGCUUUUUGGAGUGCUGGGGAACUUUUUUCCCUUCUUCAGGUCAGGGGAAAGGGAAUGCCCAAUUCAGAGAGACAUGGGGGCAAGAAGGACGGGAGUGGAGGAGCUUCUGGAACUUUGCAGCCGUCAUCGGGAGGCGGCAGCUCUAACAGCAGAGAGCGUCACCGCUUGGUAUCGAAGCACAAGCGGCAUAAGUCCAAACACUCCAAAGACAUGGGGUUGGUGACCCCCGAAGCAGCAUCCCUGGGCACAGUUAUCAAACCUUUGGUGGAGUAUGAUGAUAUCAGCUCUGAUUCCGACACCUUCUCCGAUGACAUGGCCUUCAAACUAGACCGAAGGGAGAACGACGAACGUCGUGGAUCAGAUCGGAGCGACCGCCUGCACAAACAUCGUCACCACCAGCACAGGCGUUCCCGGGACUUACUAAAAGCUAAACAGACCGAAAAAGAAAAAAGCCAAGAAGUCUCCAGCAAGUCGGGAUCGAUGAAGGACCGGAUAUCGGGAAGUUCAAAGCGUUCGAAUGAGGAGACUGAUGACUAUGGGAAGGCGCAGGUAGCCAAAAGCAGCAGCAAGGAAUCCAGGUCAUCCAAGCUCCACAAGGAGAAGACCAGGAAAGAACGGGAGCUGAAGUCUGGGCACAAAGACCGGAGUAAAAGUCAUCGAAAAAGGGAAACACCCAAAAGUUACAAAACAGUGGACAGCCCAAAACGGAGAUCCAGGAGCCCCCACAGGAAGUGGUCUGACAGCUCCAAACAAGAUGAUAGCCCCUCGGGAGCUUCUUAUGGCCAAGAUUAUGACCUUAGUCCCUCACGAUCUCAUACCUCGAGCAAUUAUGACUCCUACAAGAAAAGUCCUGGAAGUACCUCGAGAAGGCAGUCGGUCAGUCCCCCUUACAAGGAGCCUUCGGCCUACCAGUCCAGCACCCGGUCACCGAGCCCCUACAGUAGGCGACAGAGAUCUGUCAGUCCCUAUAGCAGGAGACGGUCGUCCAGCUACGAAAGAAGUGGCUCUUACAGCGGGCGAUCGCCCAGUCCCUAUGGUCGAAGGCGGUCCAGCAGCCCUUUCCUGAGCAAGCGGUCUCUGAGUCGGAGUCCACUCCCCAGUAGGAAAUCCAUGAAGUCCAGAAGUAGAAGUCCUGCAUAUUCAAGACAUUCAUCUUCUCAUAGUAAAAAGAAGAGAUCCAGUUCACGCAGUCGUCAUUCCAGUAUCUCACCUGUCAGGCUUCCACUUAAUUCCAGUCUGGGAGCUGAACUCAGUAGGAAAAAGAAGGAAAGAGCAGCUGCUGCUGCUGCAGCAAAGAUGGAUGGAAAGGAGUCCAAGGGUUCACCUGUAUUUUUGCCUAGAAAAGAGAACAGUUCAGUAGAGGCUAAGGAUUCAGGUUUGGAGUCUAAAAAGUUACCCAGAAGUGUAAAAUUGGAAAAAUCUGCCCCAGAUACUGAACUGGUGAAUGUAACACAUCUAAACACAGAGGUAAAAAAUUCUUCAGAUACAGGGAAAGUAAAGUUGGAUGAGAACUCCGAGAAGCAUCUUGUUAAAGAUUUGAAAGCACAGGGAACAAGAGACUCUAAACCCAUAGCACUGAAAGAGGAGAUUGUUACUCCAAAGGAGACAGAAACAUCAGAAAAGGAGACCCCUCCACCUCUUCCCACAAUUGCUUCUCCCCCACCCCCUCUACCAACUACUACCCCUCCACCUCAGACACCCCCUUUGCCACCUUUGCCUCCAAUACCAGCUCUUCCACAGCAACCACCUCUGCCUCCUUCUCAGCCAGCAUUUAGUCAGGUUCCUGCUUCCAGUACUUCAACUUUGCCCCCUUCUACUCACUCAAAGACAUCUGCUGUGUCCUCUCAGGCAAAUUCUCAGCCCCCUGUACAGGUUUCUGUGAAGACUCAAGUAUCUGUAACAGCUGCUAUUCCACACCUGAAAACUUCAACGUUGCCUCCUUUGCCCCUCCCACCCUUAUUACCUGGAGAUGAUGACAUGGAUAGUCCAAAAGAAACUCUUCCUUCAAAACCUGUGAAGAAAGAGAAGGAACAGAGGACACGUCACUUACUCACAGACCUUCCUCUCCCUCCAGAGCUCCCUGGUGGAGAUCUGUCUCCCCCAGACUCUCCAGAACCAAAGGCAAUCACACCACCUCAGCAACCAUAUAAAAAGAGACCAAAAAUUUGUUGUCCUCGUUAUGGAGAAAGAAGACAAACAGAAAGCGACUGGGGGAAACGCUGUGUGGACAAGUUUGACAUUAUUGGGAUUAUUGGAGAAGGAACCUAUGGCCAAGUAUAUAAAGCCAAGGACAAAGACACAGGAGAACUAGUGGCUCUGAAGAAGGUGAGACUAGACAAUGAGAAAGAGGGCUUCCCAAUCACAGCCAUUCGUGAAAUCAAAAUCCUUCGUCAGUUAAUCCACCGAAGUGUUGUUAACAUGAAGGAAAUUGUCACAGAUAAACAAGAUGCACUGGAUUUCAAGAAGGACAAAGGUGCCUUUUACCUUGUAUUUGAGUAUAUGGACCAUGACUUAAUGGGACUGCUAGAAUCUGGUUUGGUGCACUUUUCUGAGGACCAUAUCAAGUCGUUCAUGAAACAGCUAAUGGAAGGAUUGGAAUACUGUCACAAAAAGAAUUUCCUGCAUCGGGAUAUUAAGUGUUCUAACAUUUUGCUGAAUAACAGUGGGCAAAUCAAACUAGCAGAUUUUGGACUUGCUCGGCUCUAUAACUCUGAAGAGAGUCGCCCUUACACAAACAAAGUCAUUACUUUGUGGUACCGACCUCCAGAACUACUGCUAGGAGAGGAACGUUACACACCAGCCAUAGAUGUUUGGAGCUGUGGAUGUAUUCUUGGGGAACUAUUCACAAAGAAGCCUAUUUUUCAAGCCAAUCUGGAACUGGCUCAGCUAGAACUGAUCAGCCGACUUUGUGGUAGCCCUUGUCCAGCUGUGUGGCCUGAUGUUAUCAAACUGCCCUACUUCAACACCAUGAAACCGAAGAAGCAAUAUCGAAGGCGUCUACGAGAAGAAUUCUCUUUCAUUCCUUCUGCAGCACUUGAUUUAUUGGACCACAUGCUGACACUAGAUCCUAGUAAGCGGUGCACAGCUGAACAGACCCUACAGAGCGACUUCCUUAAAGAUGUCGAACUCAGCAAAAUGGCUCCUCCAGACCUCCCCCACUGGCAGGAUUGCCAUGAGUUGUGGAGUAAGAAACGGCGACGUCAGCGACAAAGUGGUGUUGUAGUCGAAGAGCCACCUCCAUCCAAAACUUCUCGAAAAGAAACUACCUCAGGGACAAGUACUGAGCCUGUGAAGAACAGCAGCCCAGCACCACCUCAGCCUGCUCCUGGCAAGGUGGAGUCUGGGGCUGGGGAUGCAAUAGGCCUUGCUGACAUCACACAACAGCUGAAUCAAAGUGAAUUGGCAGUGUUAUUAAACCUGCUGCAGAGCCAAACCGACCUGAGCAUCCCUCAAAUGGCACAGCUGCUUAACAUCCACUCCAACCCAGAGAUGCAGCAGCAGCUGGAAGCCCUGAACCAAUCCAUCAGUGCCCUGACGGAAGCUACUUCCCAGCAGCAGGACUCAGAGACCAUGGCCCCAGAGGAGUCUUUGAAGGAAGCACCCUCUGCCCCAGUGAUCCUGCCUUCAGCAGAACAGACGACCCUUGAAGCUUCAAGCACACCAGCUGACAUGCAGAAUAUAUUGGCAGUUCUCUUGAGUCAGCUGAUGAAAACCCAAGAGCCAGCAGGCAGUCUGGAGGAAAACAACAGUGACAAGAACAGUGGGCCACAGGGGCCCCGAAGAACUCCCACAAUGCCACAGGAGGAGGCAGCAGCAUGUCCUCCUCACAUUCUUCCACCAGAGAAGAGGCCCCCUGAGCCCCCCGGACCUCCACCGCCGCCACCUCCACCCCCUCUGGUUGAAGGCGAUCUUUCCAGCGCCCCCCAGGAGUUGAACCCAGCCGUGACAGCCGCCUUGCUGCAACUUUUAUCCCAGCCUGAAGCAGAGCCUCCUGGCCACCUGCCACAUGAGCACCAGGCCUUGAGACCAAUGGAGUACUCCACCCGACCCCGUCCAAACAGGACUUAUGGAAACACUGAUGGGCCUGAAACAGGGUUCAGUGCCAUUGACACUGAUGAACGAAACUCUGGUCCAGCCUUGACAGAAUCCUUGGUCCAGACCCUGGUGAAGAACAGGACCUUCUCAGGCUCUCUGAGCCACCUUGGGGAGUCCAGCAGUUACCAGGGCACAGGGUAGGAGCAACGGUGGGAAUGCCCUCUGAGGAAUGCAGUGAUGUCCAUCAGUCACCUCUCACCCAGAGCCUGGCAAAUUCAGUCUCUUUCACAGAACCUAAAGCCAAGCCAGGUUCAGUGGGAAAUCCCACCUGUCCAAACACUGUGUGAGACACCAGAAUUAGAGGCCUGCAAGCCUGCUUCCUUCAUCCCCAAUGCCCAGAUGGGACAGGUCACCAGCCUCCUGUGUCUACCCCCACCUUUCUUGCUUGCUGGCCUCCUCUCUCUGCAGUGCCUCUCUCAUCCCUGCAAUCCAGACAGCACAUGCAGCAGCUCAAGUUAUCUGAUCACACAGAACAGGCCUGCCAGUUGGGCAGCUGCAGUCAUGGUUUCUGCCACACGAGGGCGCUGCUGGCCAAUUAAAACUCAUGCCCCUUAGCAGACAGUUUGGGGAUGAGGGCACCCUUUCUCCAAAACAGGGGUCAGAAACUCUGGGGCUCUCUGGGCCCCAGAGAGCAUGGGCCCAAAAAGUGAGACAAAUAUUUGGUACCACUUGUUCUUCCUUGAAAAUGGCCUGAGACCCCUAAACACUUUGCUCUAGUGGCCUGACAUCUCAAUGUGCUUCCAGCUGAACUUGGGAAGCCCCCUCUUUCCAGGCACUUAACACCUUGCACAGGUGCAUCUCUCCCUUAAGGUGUAGCAGGUUCCAGCUGUAUGCCCCGUUGUCCCCCUGCCUUAAUGGCAGUCACUUUCCGACCCAGAUGGUGGAGGUGCCUGUGGUUUUUAGGGGGAAAAAAUCUCUUAUAAUUGUUCUAAGAAAAGUGUUUUGUUAGUGAGAAAGUGUUAGGGGUGACUGAAGCCUGGGAGAGUUAGUCUCCCCGUCACCUACUCCAGCACAAACCUAUAGAAUUCAAGAUGGUCUAGUGGAUGUUUGCAGCCUCAGUGGCUGGAAUACACCCCAGGACAUUCCAGGGCCCUGAGCCAAAAAUGGUGUCAGAAAGCUGGAUAGGAGUGUGGGCUGCUUUGGGCCAUGAGCCUCAUACCCACCCUGUAUCAGGCAGUGUUUCUGCUAGGGGUGCCAAAUGGCCCUGGGGCCUCUAUGGGACUGAGGACUCCACAAUUGACCCUCCAUCUCCAUGAAGCCCUUCCAGGCUGAACAGGCUAAGGGACAUGACAGAGGUUCUCCUCCUCCUUCCUACCCCCAUGCCUGAGGGCCCCUCCCCAGGAGGACAGCUUGAUUAAACAGUCGGUGCUGCUGGAAUUACUGCACAGCUGGCGCUCCCCCCAGCACCCCGAGCAGAGCAGCAGUGCAGAUUAAAAUCUCCAAUUAGCGUUAAAGUGAAGUGAGGAGGUGCUGAGGCUGCCAAGGAGGCCAGACGGGGGCCCUGGGUUGGCAAAACCCCCACUCUUGCCUGGAUUCUGAGUGUCACCCUUAGUCACCCCUACUUUCCCAGCUCCUCUCCCAACAGCUUUCAGUGCCCAUUAGUUUUGUAUCGCUUGGGGCCAGAGGGCUUUGCAGAGGGGUGGAAGGGGGCAAAUGCCUUACCUAAAAUGCUAGGGACACCGUAAGUAUGGAGGAGGAGAGCGGUCAGUGCUCAUCAAGGGAGAUACCCUAUUCACUGCCUGCCAGGCAGCCAGGCCAAGGUGACUUCACGCUACAGCUCUGCUUCUUCUUUUUGCUUGAAGAAAAGAUAAACAGGACGGGUCCUUUCAGGUCCUUUACCUAUGAAGUGCUAGGGGACAUGGUGCCCACAUGAACAUCUCUCUCUGCAUAUUUUAUCCUAUCUGACCCAUCUGCUCCCACCGAAGUUAUGGCUCCUUCCUCCCUCUCUCCAUUCUUCUCUCAGCUUUCCUGUGGGCAGGGGUAGGCACAGCCAGGCUUGGGAGCAUCGCCAUGCCCUGCCACCUGGGUCCCAGCCUGCUCCUCGUUAUAGUCUUCCCAGUUUGGGGAAGAGCAGUGAUAUGCCAAGAAUGGAGGCCUCAGACUCUCCCAAUCCCUGAUUUUUACAUGUCCCCCUAUAAGGCCCCUCUGCCAUCUACACUUUUGCCCUUCAUCCACAAAGCCCAAAAGGAAGGCAUUAUAGCUAGCCAUGCCCUCUGACUGCCCUCUGCCCCUUUAAGGGAAAUGGAAAUGGGUACCCAGCUGACUGAACCUACUCAACACCUCCAGAAAUUAGACACUAGGGCAUGGUGCCACCCUCCCAGGCUGGCACAUGCUACCCUGGCAGAGGAUCAAAUAACCCCCCCAUCAUACCCUGCCCCAUGUCUUCCUCUACUCUCUCCCUCAUGCUUUCUCUCUCUCUCUCUCUCUCUGUCUCUCUCUCUCUCUCUCUCUCAGCUCAAAGCACAGCUGAGCCUUAAAAGGGGGGUUGAGGGGGUGGAGAGACCAAGCUGGGGCAGGGGGGUAUAGAGCUCCAAUAGCACGUUUUCACCUGCCAUUUAAUUGGAUGUAUUUUUAAUUAAUGGGACCUCAGGGACCAACAUGAGACAAUCUGAUAUCUGAAUAGGGACAGGGGAGGGAUUGGGUAAGGGAGGAGGAUUGGGCCACUGGGUGCGGUUACCGGGAACCCAGGCCCAUCAAUCACUGGCCACUUUGCGUUCUGGCAUGGAGAAUAGCGAGGUGGAGGAAGGGAGGCACUGGGGAGAGGUGCCAGGAUUUCCCCCCAACUGCCAGGACCUCCAAACGGAUUGGAACUAUACUGGUUGACUCAGGUCUGGAGCCCAAAAUCACAGCCAGAAUAUAAGAUGUGAAAAACAAGACCCAGAGAGGGGAAAUCAUUUGAAUCCUGUCCUGGUAUUGCUUUGUGUUCCUGGAUUUGGAGAAUUUCUGGGAACACAGGAAAAGGAAAGCCAAUUCCAUUCCUGGCUACCUCAUCCCCUCCAGUCUGAAAGGACGUGUGAAUGCCACCAGGAUCUGAACCCAAGAUUCCAGCCUCGGUCACCACCCUGACCCUGAGAAUGCCACUGGGAUGGGGAGAACUUGUCAGUCUUCAUCCUUCCCCACAAGUAUACUGAAGCCAGGACAGCACCUGCCUUAGAGAGCUCUUAGAGGGAUUAUCCGCAGCCUGAAGAAAGAAGGUUACAACUGAGGAAGAACUUCUGAACAGGGAAGAGUGGAAGAAAAGACUGCAGUACGUAGAGCAUCAAGGGAAGCUGUGGAAAUAUAUUUUCUUAAGUACAGGCUCAGCUCCAGAAGCAGACCCAGAAUGGCAUCCUUCUCUGAGACCCAGACCCCAGCCCCUUUUCAUGGAAGACCAGCACAAAGGAGGAAGUAGGUUAGGGAAUGGUAAGGCUCCAUGUGAUGGGACUAAUGUGGAGAGGCCUGGGGCCUUUCCCUGAGGACUGGAUGGCUGGAGUUUGGGAGCCUGAGUUGACAGAGGAGGCUAAGCCCGGGCAGCUACUUUGUUCCAGAAAUCUAAGGUCCCUGGAGGGAGGCUCUGCUUUGGGAGGGGGAAGGGAGCUAACAUUGCAGAGCACCAACUGUGAACCAGGUACAAUGGCAGAGCCUUUCCAUACCUGUACUCACAACUAGCGGGUGAGGAGUCAAGGCAAAUAGGUGUCUCAUAGCUCCCCAUAUCUCGGCAGUCGACCACCUCCUCCUUUGAUUCUCUGAUGUCACUGCCAGUUCUCCUCCUAUUGCUCUGACCUGUCUUUCUCUGUGUCCUUUGCAAACUCAUUCUCAACUCCUUAGACUCAGUCAAGUCCCCCAGUUACACACUUCCAUGGUACUAUAUAUCAUUCCUUCAGAGCACUUAACACAGUUAUUUCCUAUGUAUUUGUCCAGUCAUUUGAAUAAUGAUCCUAGUUUCAUUGGAUGGAAAGUUCCACAAGGUCAGUGACCAUUUCUAUCUGUGUUCACCAAUGUGUUCCCAGUGCCCAGAAACAAUGCCUAGCAUAAAGCAGCUGUUUUGUAAAUACUUGUUCAAUGAAUGAAUAAAUGACAAAAGAACAUC
This is a messenger RNA of Homo sapiens (human), 8696 nucleotides long. It is a transcript of the gene CDK12, whose product is annotated as cyclin dependent kinase 12. Gene Ontology annotation, biological process: positive regulation of transcription elongation by RNA polymerase II; regulation of cell cycle. Lineage: Eukaryota; Metazoa; Chordata; Mammalia; Primates; Hominidae. The record is from RefSeq and is a predicted model, not a curated record. The transcript has 23 exons. Gene Ontology annotation, molecular function: protein kinase binding; RNA polymerase II CTD heptapeptide repeat kinase activity; ATP binding. Bases 587 to 4768 code for a protein of 1393 amino acids. Gene Ontology annotation, cellular component: nuclear speck; cyclin-dependent protein kinase holoenzyme complex; nucleus.